AUGAAGAAGCCGCUCUUUCAACGCCUGCAAACGGCACCACUUGACGGAAAGAUUAGUUCCUUGGCAGCCAGUGAUUACUUUUAUCGCAUUGCAUUCGCCUUGGGUUGGACACCUCCCAAAAAAGGAUUACUGAGAUGGAUCUACUGCCUGUGGACUGUGACCACCAUGUGGCUGGGGAUUGUCUAUCUUCCCUUGGGACUAACCCUCACCUAUGUGAAGCACUUCGAUAGAUUUUCGCCCACUGAGUUUCUCGCCUCCCUGCAGGUGGACAUCAACUGCAUUGGCAAUGUGAUCAAGAGCUGUGUGACCUUCACCCAGAUGUGGCGAUUCCGCAGGAUGAACGAAUUGAUUUCAUCGCUGGAUGAGAGAUGCGUUAGCCCAUCGCAGCGUCAGAUUCACCAUAAAAUGGUGGCGCGGGUUAAUCUCAUUGUGAUCCUGUUUCUGUCCACCUACCUGGGCUUCUGUUUGCUAACCCUGUUUACAUCCGUUUUGGCCGGCAAGGCUCCUUGGCAGUUGUACAACCCAUUUGUGGACUGGCGGAGUGGCUAUUGGCAGCUAUGGAUUGCCUCGAUCUUUGAGUACUUGGUCGUCUCCAUUGGAACCAUGCAGGAAUUGAUUUCGGAUGCCUAUGCCAUAGUGUUUAUUUCCUUGUUUCGCGGUCAUCUGGCCAUUCUCCGGAGUCGCAUUGAAAAUCUGCGACAGGAUCCGAAGCUCAGUGAGAAGGAGAACUACGAUCAGUUGGUGGCCUGCAUCCAGGAUCACCGCAUUAUUAUACAAUGCUCCCAAAUUAUUCGUCCCAUCCUGUCGAUCACCAUCUUCGCCCAGUUCAUGCUGGUGGGCAUUGACUUGGGCCUGGCCGCCAUUAGCAUCCUGUUCUUUCCGAGCACCAUCUGGACCAUUAUGGCGAAUGUCUCGUUUAUCCUGGCCAUCUGCAUGGAGUCCUUUCCCUGCUGCAUGCUCUGCGAACAUCUGAUCGAGGACUGUGCCCGUGUCAGCGAUUCCUUGUUUCACUCAAAUUGGCUGACGGCCGAUAGGCGUUACAAAUCGACAGUUAUUUAUUUUUUGCACCGCGUUCAGCAACCCAUACAAUUUACAGCUGGCGCCAUUUUUCCCAUUUCGGUGCAGAGUAACAUUGCGGUGGCCAAGUUUGCCUUUAGUAUCAUCACAAUCGUCAAUCAAAUGAAUCUGGGCGAGAAGUUCCUAAACGACAAGGCAAAUGGCGGGGAACAAGAGCCUUAA
Messenger RNA from Drosophila takahashii, 1239 nucleotides. It is a transcript of the gene Or59c, whose product is annotated as Odorant receptor 59c. The record is from RefSeq and is a predicted model, not a curated record. Gene Ontology annotation, biological process: detection of chemical stimulus involved in sensory perception of smell; sensory perception of smell. Gene Ontology annotation, molecular function: olfactory receptor activity; odorant binding. Gene Ontology annotation, cellular component: plasma membrane. NCBI's taxonomy places the organism in Eukaryota, Metazoa, Arthropoda, Insecta, Diptera, Drosophilidae.